Messenger RNA from Linnemannia hyalina, 1398 nucleotides. The record is from the annotation of a GenBank genome assembly. NCBI's taxonomy places the organism in Eukaryota, Fungi, Mortierellomycota, Mortierellomycetes, Mortierellales, Mortierellaceae.
AUGAUCGACAUCUCUCACCAGCAUGACCAGUUCCUCGAGGUCGUCCCUACUUUGGUUCGGCCUUCCCUGGUCGAGGCCUUGAAGUCUCGUGUUCGUGCCGAGAUGAAGGCCGCUUGCCCCUCCGCCGACUUGCCUCAGGUUCAGGCCUUGCCCGUCUCCCAGAUGCUCCAGGCUCGCCUGGCUUCGCUUGUUUCCGAGAGCGAUGACGCAGAGGCCGAGAAUGCGUUCUAUGUCGCCGAUCUGGGCGAGGUUUAUCGCCAGCACCUUCGCUGGAAGGCCCUCUUGCCCCGCAUUGAGCCCUUCUUUGCCAUGAAGUGCAACCCGGAUCCUAUGGUGAUGCGUUUGUUGGCUUCGCUCGGAGCAGGAUUCGAUUGCGCCUCCAAGAACGAGAUCCAGUCGGUCCUCGACAUGGGUGUCGACCCCUCGCGCAUCAUCUACGCCAACCCUUGCAAGCAAAACUCGUUCGUCAAGUUUGCCUACAACAACAAUGUCCGCAUGAUGACGUUUGACAAUGCCGAGGAACUGUACAAGAUCAAGCGCUUCCACCCCGAGGCCCAAUUGGUCCUCCGCAUCUUGACCGACGAUUCCAAGUCGCUCUGCAAGUUGGGACUCAAGUUUGGUGCACCCCUUGACACCACCGCAGGAUUGUUGGCGCUCGCUCAGGAGUUGCAGCUGGAUGUCAUUGGAAUCUCGUUCCACGUCGGCAGUGGAUGCUUUGACGCCAAUGCCUUUGGAGAGGCUGUUAUCCGCGCACGCCGCGUCUUUGACCAGGCUCGCGACUAUGGAUUCGACUUCAAGUUCCUGGAUGUCGGCGGUGGAUUCCCCUCUGCCCAUGUCACUGAGGGCAUUACCUUUGAGAAGGUCGCAGGUAUCUUGGGACCCACUGUUAACUCUCUCUUUGGACCCGACGUCCGUGUCAUUGCCGAGCCCGGCCGCUACUUUGUUGGAUCUGCCUUCACCCUCGCCACCCAGGUGAUUGCUCGCCGUACUGUCUCUAACGAUGUCCUUACCGCCGCAGCCGCUGCAGGAGAGCUCGACCAGACUCCCUCGCACAUGUACUACAUCAACGAUGGCAUGUACGGAUCCUUCAACUGCAUUAUGUUUGACCACCAGAUCUGCGAGCCCAAGGUCCUUCUCCGCGACGGCGUUUACGCCUACGAGUCUGGAUGCAUCAACAAUGACGACCAUCUGGGAGUUGCCUCCGUCUGGGGCCCGACCUGCGACAGCAUUGACUUGAUUUCGUCCAAGGCUGUCUUGCCGCUGAUGGAGACUGGCGACUGGAUGUACUUUGAGAACAUGGGCGCUUACACCAUCACCGCCGCGUCUCAGUUCAACGGAUUCCGCAAAAGCGAGAUCUUCUACACCACCACUGAGGAAGAGGUCGUCUACCACUUUUGA